AGUAGCCCCCAGCGGCCGCCAUGACUGCCCCACCGGAGCUGCUCUGGAAGUGGAUGGAGCUGCAUGACUCGGUGGGCCUCUGGAGCGAGGCGUGGUCCUCGCAGCGGCGCCUCCAGUGCUGGUCCCGCCCACCCCAGCCCUCCCGCCGCACAUCGCUGGCCGAGCACAGGCUGUACCGGGCUGCGUGGGCCGGCUGCAUGGAACAGGUCAGGGACCUCCUGGCGCAGGGCGUCCCAGCAGACUGCCGGGACCUCCGGGGCUGGACCGCCAUCCACCACGCCGCGUUCAACGGCCACCUUCCUCUGGUGCACUUCCUGCUGCAGAAGGGAGCCGAGGUGGACGGACGGGACUCAUUUGGCUGCACGCCCCUGCACCGGGCCAGCUGGGCAGGUCACACGACAACGGCCGACUAUCUUCUGCAGGCGGGAGCCUCCCCCACGGUGCGGAGCUGCUCCGGCCACACGGCCCUCCAUCUGGCCUCUGCCAACGGGCACCUGGAAACGGCCAGGGUCCUGCUGCAGGGUGGUGCCCGCGUCUCGGCCCGCGAUGGCCACGGCUGGAGCCCGCUGGACUGGGCCGUGUUCCAUGGGUGGGCCGAUGUUGCGGACCUGCUGCUGGACGGUGGGGGGCCGCUGGAGGGACCAAAUGGGGGGCCGCUGCUCCUGGCCGCAUCUGCCGGGCAAGAGGGCUGCAUCAGACUCCUCCUCCACCGGGGCUCCAACCCCAAUGCCACACGUGCCAACGGGCAGACAGCCCUGCACCUCUGUGCCAUGUCCUCAAAUAAGAGGGUCCUACAGCAGCUGCUGAAGGGAGGCGCGAGUGUCGCUGCGGCAGACACUGACCUGGUCACGCCUCUUCAUCUGGCAGCGGGGACGGGAUCGCGUGCCAUCCUUCACCUGCUCAUCCUGAACAGGGCGGGGCUCGAGGCCCGAGACCGCCUGCACAUGACCCCUCUGCACCACGCGGCGCUCAGGGGGAACGUGGAGGCCACCGGGCUGCUGCUGCACUACGGGGCCGAGGUGGACGCCACCGAGCGCCUGGGACGAACCGCCCUCCACCUGGCUGCAGAGAAGGGCCACUGCGACGUGUUGGAGGUCCUGCUGGACGCCGGCGCCAACGCCACUGUCACAACGCGCUGGAUGGAAACGGCGAGCAGCAUAGCGCGGGAGCACAGACAGCAGGGUGCGCUACUGCAGCUCCAGCGCCACCUGCAGGGGAAAGGCCUGUUAGAGGUGUAACGGGGCAGCGCAGACCUGAUCGCGACCUCAUCGCGUUCGAUGUCAGCAAAAUCGUGUGCUUGUGAGAGGUGGAGUUUGGUGGCUUCGCCCAGGGCCGUCACACCGCACCCCCUGCUGCACACAAACUCUUAAUAUAUAUACACACACACACACACACACACACACACACACACACACACACAUUACGCUCCCUAACAUAAACCGAUGAAGUAUGUGUUAUGGCAAUGCACAGCGAGUCAGUUAAAGCUCCAGAUGACAGGUGUUUGAAUUAGCAAGCAGACAACGAUGGGGCCGGCUCAGUUACUGCUGCAGGUUGGAGGGAAGCUUCUGGAACACGCGCUUUCCUUACUCCUUACGUACAUUGCACUCAAGUUGAACGUUAAAUGAACUGUAACCGCAACAUGGUGAAAAUACAUUCCAACCUGUGUGAAUCUCAGGAAGAGUUACAAGCUGUAUCUGUAUUUUAAUGAAGUGCCCAAGGCAUGUUAAUCUUAGGGUAAGAGUCAGAGUGGUGUUGAUACGAUGACAUUUUUCUCUUAUUUAAAAACUCAAAACAGCAGACCU
This is a messenger RNA of Scleropages formosus (Asian bonytongue), 1802 nucleotides long. It is a transcript of the gene ankrd67, whose product is annotated as ankyrin repeat domain 67. The transcript has 3 exons. NCBI's taxonomy places the organism in Eukaryota, Metazoa, Chordata, Actinopteri, Osteoglossiformes, Osteoglossidae. The coding region runs from base 21 to 1238 and encodes 405 amino acids. Gene Ontology annotation, molecular function: protein binding. The record is from RefSeq and is a predicted model, not a curated record.